AUGGUCUCUCGCUCUCUCCUGCUGGUUCUGCUUGUCCUUGCUUGUGCUCAGUUCUUCACAACAGCCUACAAUGGAAAUGGACCAAAACGAUGCUGUUUUAAAUACCAGAAGACACAAAUUCCUGUAGGAAUCAUUACAGAUUAUGAAGUAACAGAGCAUCAGUGUACAAAACCUGGAGUCAUUUUUACCCUAGUGAAUGGCCGCCGUGUGUGUGCAGACCCCAAGGUCAAAUGGGUGCAGGAACACAAGAACACAAUUAACCAGCUCCAUGUUCAACAAGCCUGA
Messenger RNA from Clarias gariepinus (North African catfish), 285 nucleotides. Its product is annotated as C-C motif chemokine 3-like. Gene Ontology annotation, molecular function: chemokine activity; CCR chemokine receptor binding. Gene Ontology annotation, biological process: neutrophil chemotaxis; chemokine-mediated signaling pathway; lymphocyte chemotaxis. The coding region runs from base 1 to 285 and encodes 94 amino acids. The transcript has 3 exons. The record is from RefSeq and is a predicted model, not a curated record. Gene Ontology annotation, cellular component: extracellular region. Lineage: Eukaryota; Metazoa; Chordata; Actinopteri; Siluriformes; Clariidae.